Messenger RNA from Topomyia yanbarensis, 6273 nucleotides. Its product is annotated as neuronal acetylcholine receptor subunit alpha-7-like. The record is from RefSeq and is a predicted model, not a curated record. Gene Ontology annotation, biological process: signal transduction; regulation of membrane potential; chemical synaptic transmission. The transcript is spliced from 14 exons. Bases 2827 to 4482 code for a protein of 551 amino acids. Gene Ontology annotation, cellular component: postsynaptic membrane; synapse; neuron projection. Lineage: Eukaryota; Metazoa; Arthropoda; Insecta; Diptera; Culicidae. Gene Ontology annotation, molecular function: acetylcholine-gated monoatomic cation-selective channel activity; transmembrane signaling receptor activity.
GGUCGUGCUGUUGUUUUUGUAUAGAUUUGUUACUUAAUGCUUUAAAUAUAUGUGCAGUGAAAAUAUACUUUUUCUUUUUGAUUUUAAUAACUAUUAGCCACCUUUAAUCUUCGUGGAGAGAAUCGAAAGUAUUCGACGCGUCGGAAGAGAAGGUUUUGGGCGAGAUUACGAAGCCGUAGAACAAAAAGAGUGCGUGUGGUGGACAGGAGAAGCCUAACAGCAAAGAUGAUUGGCGUGGAACAGCCAAGUGAAAGAUAGCAAACGGAUAGCUCGGUGCUGGAUGAGCUGGUGAACGGUUUGGAAAAGGGUGCUAUACUAGUGAUACAAAAGCUUCUAAUUUAAAGAUGCUGAAAUAUAGGAGGAUGUUGCACUGUUUGCAGUAGCAGUGGCUAAUGAAGAUGAGUUUCCCCAGCCGGGAUAGGACCACUGUAGCGAGGCAGAAACUGAAUUGACCAGUUGCCCUCGGUGGAAUCGAAACCAGUUCUGGGCAAGCUGUGCGGGGUUAGUUAUUCGUUGGAGUUUCUGCGAUUGUAUGUGCGAUCAUGUUUGCCCGGUGGAAAUUCAAUGGCGAAAAGUGCGUAGAUGAAUGAAUAAAGAACGGAAAACGAUUCAGCAGCGAUGGGAAAUUUUUUAGUUAGAUGAAAAAUCUGUAGGAGUGAAAAACGAGCCAUGUGAAAAGUGUGUGGCCAAGGCAAAAAGCGUGAGCGUAAGCCCGAAAAGUGAGAAGGAGAGCUGUUCGCAACACCGAAUCCGAGUGCGAGCGACUAUCGCCAGUUGUGAGUAGGUGAAGCCCCUGGAGUUUGAAGGAACAAGUGAGCCUUCGAAGGUCUGUGAGUGUUGUGUUCCGUGAUGAACGGUUCCGAAUUUUCCGAAAAAUAGCUCUCUCAUUCUGCAGGUGCUGUGUGUGUGCUUCAUGCUGGAUGUAAAGUGAUGCUGCUAGGAUUCAGAAAUGUGAUCAGGCUGGGAUCCAAUGCAAACCGGAACGGUUAAUUGAAUAUGACGUGGUCGGAGUGUAACUAGCUUCCAGCGUGAGUACCAUCAAUAGCAAGUUGAAAGCAGAAAGUGAAAAUUAUCGUUUCAACCAACAAAAAAACGUACGUGGGCACCCCAAUUAAACGAACCGCGAGAAGUCAGCGGUAUAAAAAGAGCCGAAAAGUUUCGCGCUCCAAUGUGCAUCAUUGACAUCCAUCACGGCACACCUGGUGACAGUGGCGGCAGAAAUCGGACCCACCGUUGUACUACCAUCGAGUCCUACCGAAGCAGUAGGAAGCAGCAGGACGGCAGCAGCAGCCCGAGGGUGAUAAUUAGUCGUGGAAAUAGCAGCAGACCGAGUGGGUGUCACAGCAGUCGAAUCAUUUCGAAUUCGUCUUUUCGUCUGUCAUCGCUAUCGUCGGCAUCAUUGCCGGCUGGAUCACGGGAAGGGCGCAGCUUGGAAUCAUGAGAACUUCAUCCCUCAGCAGCGAUAACUACAAAAACAGCAGCAACUGCGACGUUUUCGACGGUUACCGAAACAUCGGAAUUGGUUGUGCUCGACAGCAGUUCUGCCUGGAACGAUCGAUCGCCGUGCUGAUUUAUCGGGUGAAAUUGAAAACGGGGCGAAAAUAGGCGAUUCGUAGAAAGAACACAUACACACACACACAAACAAACACGGUUUAACGUCGAACACAAAAACAAAGCACUGACUUACUGCCCCACUACCGAAACGCCACUCUUCGAGGUCCAAUUUAGUAGGCAAUUUGGAAUUGGAGCCUGGUUAGUCUAUCGUACGCCACAAAACCACGGAAAGGGGAAAACGCACACCAAAACAGCAGCUUCCCAAAUUAACUGGGAACCCUUCCAAGAUAAACACCAGACUUGGCCCCUCGGUGGAAAAGACACGGUAUCCAAACUUCGCUAGAUUUAAAUAAAAAAUCUUCCUCGAAAUCGUACUGACCGAUUAGGGUUCACGGAAAUGCGAAUAGCAGUCUACCACUCAACCGAUUAACCGACAUAAGUAGGCGCUAAGAAAUUGUAUAGUAAACUUAAAUUGAUCUUGCAAGUAAUUGAUAUUGAUCAUUAAUAAACAAGUAAUAACAUAUUAUUCGUAAACAUUACAGUAUAAAGUUUCAUAACAAAAGACAAAGUUUGCUGCAAUUCAAUAAUAAUAAUAUCAAUAGUACUUUAACAAAUUUUCGACAAAUUGAAUUCAUAAUAACUAACUAUAAAGGGACAGGAAGUUUAAUCCAUCUUAAUAUUAAACAAAACAUUGGAAUAAUAUGUUUCGAACACUCAAUAAUAAACAGAGAAACCUAUCAAUGAAGAUUAAACAUCAACUAAUAGCAUAUUGUUAUUAAAAAUAUUAAAAACAAAACGAUUCAUCACCUAACUAAAGGUCGAGACUAGCGUAAACUAACAAAUUUGAUAAACCAAACAAAUCCCGGUACUGACAAAUGGAAGCAGUCCCAUAAAAACGAACAAUCUAGAAGGAUAACACUGCACAAGAGGAUUUAAUAAGGAACAAUCAUCAACUAUCAUUACUACUACGAACACUACUGAUACUGCUACUACUACUACCACCACCAUCACUGGCACUAGUAGAAUAAGACUUGUGUUGCGCAAAACCCAAACAACAGCAAUAGCAAUAAAAAAUCGCAUACAGCAACACUGACUGGAACGAACAAAGUAGUAGUUGAGGUGUAGUCAUCGUAAUUUCGUCAUCGUCAUCCAACUCGUCAUUGUCAUUGUCGUCGUCGUCGUCGUCGCCUUCGUCGCUACCAUCGCUUUCGUAAUCAUCAACACCAUUAUCACCAUCAUCGUCAUCAUCACCACCAACGUGGCCCCGUCAGGAUGAACCAGAAGAUCCUGGUGAUCGUGAUCAAAAUGAUCAAAAUGAUCUCCAAGAUCAUCAUGCUGAGCAGGUAUCACAACUUUCGGUGCUACAAGCAGCUACGGCUGUACAAGUGGAUCAUCGUGUUGAUGCUGUUCGCAAACUCGGUGAUGGUGUGUCUGGCUGGAUACCACGAGAAGCGGUUGCUGCACGAUCUGCUGGAUACGUACAACACGCUGGAGCGGCCGGUGGUCAACGAAUCCGAUCCCCUGCAGCUGAGUUUUGGCCUAACGUUAAUGCAAAUUAUAGACGUGGACGAAAAAAAUCAACUGCUCGUCACAAACAUAUGGCUGAAGCUAGAAUGGAAUGAUAUGAAUUUAAGGUGGAACACAUCGGAAUAUGGUGGUGUGCGAGAUCUACGGAUACCACCGCAUCGAAUUUGGAAACCAGAUGUUUUGAUGUACAACAGUGCUGAUGAAGGCUUUGAUGGCACAUAUCCAACAAAUGUAGUCGUACGUAGUAAUGGUUCUUGUUUGUAUGUGCCACCAGGAAUCUUCAAAUCAACAUGUAAAAUAGAUAUAACGUGGUUUCCAUUUGAUGAUCAAAGAUGUGAAAUGAAGUUUGGUAGUUGGACAUAUGAUGGUUUCCAGUUGGACUUGCAGUUGCAAGAUGAAACUGGCGGCGAUGUUAGUAGUUUCGUGACGAAUGGGGAAUGGGACCUGCUGGGUGUCCCCGGGAAGCGUAACGAAAUCUACUACAACUGUUGUCCGGAGCCUUACAUCGAUAUCACAUUCGCCAUCAUCAUCCGGCGGCGGACGCUGUACUAUUUUUUUAAUUUGAUCGUCCCGUGCGUGCUGAUUGCGUCGAUGGCACUGCUCGGAUUCACACUACCGCCGGAUUCCGGAGAGAAGUUAUCAUUAGGUGUAACAAUUUUAUUAUCGUUGACUGUAUUUUUAAACAUGGUGGCUGAAACAAUGCCAGCCACGUCGGACGCUGUUCCACUUUUAGGCACAUAUUUUAACUGCAUCAUGUUUAUGGUUGCCUCAUCCGUUGUGUCAACAAUUUUAAUUUUAAAUUAUCAUCAUAGAAACGCAGACACACACGAAAUGUCUGAUUGGGUUAGAAUCAUCUUUUUAUAUUGGCUGCCAUGUAUUUUAAGGAUGAGUCGACCGGGUAGAAACUUGUCGAUGGAAUACCCGCCUACGCCAACCUCGGAUAGUUCUGAUCGGAAAACGCACAUACAGGACGUCGAACUGAAGGAAAGAUCGUCAAAGUCGUUACUAGCGAACGUGUUAGAUAUAGAUGAUGACUUUCGUCACAACUGUAGACCACUAACCCCUGGAGGUACACUGCCACACAAUCCAACAUAUUUCAGGACCGUUUAUAGCGAUGAUGGAAGUAUGGGACCGAUCGGAAGCAAUCGAAUGCCAGAUGCAAUUGCGCCACCACACACGUGUUUCACAUCAUCCGCUGAUUACGAACUAGCUUUAAUAUUGAAAGAGAUCCGUUUUAUCACCGAUCAGAUACGAAAAGAGGACGAGGACAGCGACGUCUCCAAGGACUGGAAGUUCGCGGCCAUGGUAGUUGAUAGAUUGUGCCUUAUAAUUUUCACGUUUUUCACAAUAGUGGCAACCAUAGCUGUUCUAUUUUCGGCACCGCACAUCAUCGUUUCGUAGCCAUAUAGAACAGGUUAUUGUUAUUGGUUUUAUCACAAAAUCAAUUUGUUAUGCAUUAAAUUAUUGUCGAGACUUUUUAAAUAAAUUUCAGGACAGUAGCAAAACGAGAGAAAAGAAGUCAGUUAGCAAAAAAAAAACUAGAAAAAAAAUCACAAUGCGGGCCAGAAAAAAAAUGUGGUGCGGGCCAAGGGCAAGACAAAAAAAUACAAAAAAAAAGAUGUCGGAAGGCUAAGUCGAAAACACUAGCGAAUAGUUGACAGAGAAAAAAACGAACAUAAAAAUAGAAAAACCUUGCAACUGUGGUCAAGAAGAGGAAAAUCGAAACAAAAAACAGAUAAACACUUUUUUCGGAGAUUAUUGCAAAUAGCGUUCUAUUUCUUAGGUCAAAUCUAUUCCACCGAAAUAUGAAGCCAUUAGUAGAGAAAAAAAACGAACAGCGUAAAAAAAUAAUGUUCGAGACAAACUGAAUGAUCUGAAUUAACCGAACUAUCAAUAGUGUUAAUAAUAAGGUGAUAUUGAUUUGAUAUGUGCGCAUAAAUAUUUUUUUUCGGAUGAAGGUCAUAUUUACCCAUAGAAUCGAAAAAAAAAAACAUUUUAAUCAACCAGUAUGUUUUUGAAUCCUCACAUUUUGUUAAACUCCUCCAAUAAAAAUCAGGUUCUCCUCCAAGACACUAGUUGAUGGUUUCGGCUGAUUCAGCGGAAUCUUCACGCAAUAAUCUGCACAGUAGGCUGAGAACGGGAUUCAGGCUAUCAAACCGAAAAACCAAAAAAAAACCUAAGCUUAAGAAAAGUUGAGACAUUGAAUAGUAGGUACAUAAUCUUUUUCGGCUCUUAUUUGUAGUAGCGAACGGGCGAACGGGGGACAAAUUUAAUAUAAACUCUUUAUCCUUUCAGUUCGAACGGUUAUUAUUGAAUUGCAACUUUUAAAAGAAACCGUCGGCUUCCGAGAUACACCGGCUUUCGCCGCCGGAAUCGCCGGGGUCGCGGUUUUUUUUUGCAAAAAGUGGCAAACGAGUAAAGUGAAAUUUCUAAAUUAUUCAUCAAGAAGUCACACGAUGAAGGUGAGCAUUAAUUAUUGAUUAAAGAGGCAGAUAAUUGAGAGUGGAGGAGGAAGAAGAAGAAGAAAAAUCGGUUGCAAAAAUCUUCUUUGUGCUACGAAGUAUGAGGAAUUCGGACCAGAGAAUGUAAGUGAAAUGAGAAAGGUUCGAGGCUAGGAAUGAGUAUUAAUUACGAUAUUUCGGAUUUAUUUGGUAGAUUCGAUCAAAGAUUGCGUGGUAGGCGUUAAGGGUUAUGAUACGAUCGAAGGAAACCCUGAAGCGUUUAGGAGGUCAGAGGAUCGAAUACGGUUGAGAGUCAAAGAGGAAAAUUAUCAACAGCAGCACGACUGUGAUAUAUAAUAAAGAAAUAAAUUUAACUUAUUAUUAUUGAUUAAUUAUUAAUAAGUGGAUUGUCAUAAUUUAUUAGCGAGAUGUGAGCUGAAAGCGAGAGAACCUUUUUGGCUACAUAGAAAUUGACAGUUUCAAUUCUCUGUUUGUAUUGUGCGGUCUGGUUGCUCUGAACCAGCUUUGUAACACUACAAGCGGUUAAAGAAUGGAUAAAAGAUGACUACAUCAAAUCUUAGGUAGAAGAUUUGGGUUUUUUUUUAAACAUUUAAUUUAGAUAAGGCUGGUAAAAACCCAAGACAACAGCAAACGACCCCUUUAUUAACCGUCAAAAAGGCGAGGGGUCUCAGAGGCCUGGCUAGUUACAGAUCCCUAGUUUCAAUGAACUUGUAAUUUGAAAUACAAAUGA